This is a messenger RNA of Closterium sp. Yama58-4, 732 nucleotides long. Lineage: Eukaryota; Viridiplantae; Streptophyta; Zygnematophyceae; Desmidiales; Closteriaceae. The record is from the annotation of a GenBank genome assembly.
AUGAUAGUAUUCGCUCAUAAUAACACCAUAUACAGCAUCGCCUUCUUCGUCUUUCACCUUCAUUACCCCCCUCUUUCGACCCCCUCCCCCGCGCACUUCUUCCCCCCAGGCCAUCCGCAUCCUACCUCUGUCGCCCCCUUUUCCCGCAUUCCACCUCACAAGCUGCACAACCCUCCCACAAGAUUUCACCCCGCCAUCCGUCCUUUCUGCCCGUUCCGCCGAUCCCGCCGUCACAUCCGCCAUUCGGUCCGCUUUUCUACCCACCCCCGCUCUUUUAAGCCUCCGCAUCCGUCGUGCCACCUGUCGAUCCGCCCGCCGACCAUCAAAAUGCAGCGCGCACCAGCAGCCGCCUACUCGCUCGUCAGAUCCGCCGUCCUCAACCACGUGCGGUUACCCGUGGCGCCCUCCUUCUGGUCGCGCGUCGGCAACGCGCCGUCCGGCGGAGCCCGGAGCCGCGGAUUCGCGGAAUCGGCCGGCACUUACCUCGACAAGGACGCGGUCACGGAGCGCGUGCUGAACGUAGUUAAGAAGUUCCAGAAGGUGGAUCCGAAGCUGGUGACCCCCACGGCGAGCUUCCAGAAGGACCUGGGGCUGGACUCGCUAGACGGGGUGGAGGUGGUGAUGGCGUUUGAGGAGGAAUUUGCCGUCGAGAUUCCCGAUGCCGAUGCCGAUAAAAUCCUCUCCUGCGCUGAUGCCAUUAAUUACAUCGCCUCUCACCCACAGGCCAAGUGA